This is a messenger RNA of Staurois parvus, 147 nucleotides long. NCBI's taxonomy places the organism in Eukaryota, Metazoa, Chordata, Amphibia, Anura, Ranidae. The record is from the annotation of a GenBank genome assembly.
AUGGGAGCAAAGAUAGUUUUGCUGUUCUGCUGGAAUUUGCAGAGGAGCAACUCCAAGUUGACCAUGUUUUCAUUUGUUUCCACAAGAACAGAGAUGAUAGAGCUGCACUUCUCCGAACCUUCAGCUUCUUGGGCUUUGAGAUUGUGA